Cyprinus carpio (common carp) is the source of this 911-nucleotide messenger RNA. RefSeq names its product ankyrin repeat domain 45 (gene ankrd45). The record is from RefSeq and is a predicted model, not a curated record. Lineage: Eukaryota; Metazoa; Chordata; Actinopteri; Cypriniformes; Cyprinidae. Gene Ontology annotation, molecular function: protein binding.
CCGGUUGCCAUAGAGACAGCGAAACACAACAUCACUCUCCAGCAAGUCAUAAUGCGGUCAACUGAGGAGAAAACUGUACUUUUAUGUGCUUUAGAUGAUGAUGUAGAGGGACUUAAGAGUCUUUUGGAAAGCCUUUUGGAGAGCGCCAACGAUACUCAGCAAUCAGAGAAUAUUUUGUGGGAAAAAGAUGAGGUUGGAAGAAAUGCGCUGUUUGUUGCGUGUACACUCGGACGGAGCGGAAUAGUGCGCGAGCUCGUGCGGAACGGCGCUGACGUCAAUGAACUCACAGCGCGUGGCUACUCACCAUUGCAUUAUUCUGCUAUGUGGGGUCAGCUGGACACUUUGAAAACUUUGGUUGAGCUCAAUGCUGAUUUUCAAGCGAUCAGUUUCCGGGGAGAGAAGGCUGUUGAUGUGGCCCGGCGUUAUGACAAACUGGACUGUGCAGAGUAUCUAGCAUGGGCUGAGGCCAAACAAAGUUUGCAAGCAUUAAUAGAAGAUAUGAGAAACAUUAUAGCUGAUCCAGAGAAAGUUCAAGGGAAGCUCAAUAAAGAGGACAAGACCGUGUGUAUAAACACCUGUUCGGCAAAAUCUGACUGGAUACACAACACCAAAAAUGCAACAAUUCAAGACUUCAUUGAACAGAAGAAGCACCUCGAAGACAUACUGGCACCUGUUCUGAUCAAGCUUAACACACAAUCUGAAGCCCCAACAAAGACAAAAAAGCCUUAGAAGUUCAUUGCACAGAGGCAUUAUGUCAUUCAAAUGUCAAUAAAUAUUUAGGGGGGGAAAUGGUUACAUUUAUUCAAUACAUGUUCUGCAUUAAGUCUUUUCAAAGAUUAAAAAUUAGACCCUAAAAUAAAUAUUGUAUGAUUCCUGACAGAAUUGCAACACAAUUGUAUUUCGAAAAAAUA